GCAACUCUGGUAGCUCUCCUUGUCUGGUUACUUUGAAGAAGGAAGAGUAAAAGAGAAAGUAGAAUAACAUGUCAGAGAUACUGGACCUCUCUUUUCUGUCUGAGGUGGAAAAGGACUUGAUCCUCAAUGUUCUACAGCGAGAUGAGGAGCUCCGGAAAGCAGAUGAGAAAAGGAUUAGGCGACUGAAGAAUGAGUUACUGGAGAUAAAAAGGAAAGGGGCCAAGAGGGGCAGUCAACACUACAGUGAUCGAACCUGUGCCCGGUGCCAGGAGAGCCUGGGCCGUUUGACUCCCAAGACCAACACUUGUAGGGGUUGUAAUCACUUGGUGUGUCGGGACUGCCGCAUCCAAGAAAACAAUGGUAUCUGGAGGUGCAAGGUGUGCGCCAAGGAAAUAGAGCUGAAGAAAGCAACUGGGGACUGGUUUUAUGACCAGAAAGUAAAUCGCUUUCCUUACCGCACAGGCAGUGAGAUAAUCAGGAUGUCUCUGCGCCGCAAACCUGCAGUGAAUAAAAGAGAGACAAUGGGGCAGUCCCUCCUUCAUCAGACACAGAUGAGUGAUAUCUGGCCAGGAAGAAAGAUCAUUCAGGAGCAACAGAAGGAUCCCAGCGUGCCACUUGAAGUGCCAAAGCUGAAAAGUGGAAAGAGUGUGCUGGAGGCUGAGAGUGAGAGUCUGGACAGCUACACAGCUGACUCAGAUAGCACAUCCAGGAGAGACUCUCUGGAUAAAUCUGGCCUCUUACCAGAAUGGAAGAAGAUGUCUGCCCCCAAAUCUCAAGUAGAAAAGGAAACUCAGCCUGGGGGUCAAAAUGUGAUAUCUGUUGAUGAGGAUGAAAUGAUAUUCAAGAAAAACACCAGAAAAAUUCUCAGGCCUUCAGAAUACACUAAAUCUGUGAUAGAUCUUCGCCCAGAAGAUGUGGGGCAUGAAAGUAGCUCCUUGGGAGACAGAAGUAAAUCUGUCCCAGGCCUCAGUGUGGAUAUGGUAAAGGAAGAAGAAGAAGAAGACAUUGACCAUCUGGUGAAGUUGCAUCGCCAGAAGCUAGCCAGAAGCAGCAUGCAAAGUGGCUCCUCCAUGAGUACAAUCGGCAGCAUGAUGAGCAUCUAUAGUGAAGCUGGUGAUUUUGGGAACAUCUUUGUGACUGGCAAGAUUACCUUUUCUCUGAAGUAUGAGCAGCAAACACAGAGUCUGGUCAUCCAUAUGAAGGAGUGCCACCAGCUGGCCUAUGCUGAUGAAGCUAAGAAGCGGUCUAACCCGUAUGUGAAGACUUAUCUUCUUCCUGAUAAGUCCCGCCAGGGAAAAAGAAAAACCAGCAUCAAGCGGGACACCAUCAAUCCACUGUAUGAUGAGACCCUCAGGUAUGAGAUCCCAGAAUCUCUCCUGGCCCAGAGGACCUUGCAGUUUUCGGUUUGGCAUCAUGGUCGUUUUGGCAGAAACACUUUUCUUGGAGAGGCAGAGAUUCAAAUGGAUUCCUGGAAACUUGAUAAGAAACCGGAUCAUUGCCUCCCUUUACAUGGAAAGAUCAGUGCUGAGUCCCUGACUGGCUUGCCAUCACACAAAGGCGAGUUGGUGGUUUCAUUGAAAUACAUCCCAGCCUCCAAACUCCCUGUUGGAGGUGACCGGAAAAAGAGUAAAGGUGGGAAAGGGGGAGAGCUCCAGGUGUGGAUCAAAGAAGCGAAGAACCUGAUGGCUGUGAAAGCAGGAGGGACUUCAGACAGCUUUGUCAAGGGAUACCUCCUUCCCAUGAGGAACAAGGCCAGUAAGCGUAAAACUCCUGUGAUGAAGAAGACCCUGAAUCCCCACUACAACCAUACAUUUGUCUACAAUGGUGUAAGGCUGGAAGAUCUACAACACAUGUGUCUGGAACUGACUGUGUGGGACCGGGAGCCCCUGGCCAGCAAUGACUUCCUAGGAGGGAUCAGGCUGGGUGUUGGCACUGGGAUCAGUAAUGGGGAAGUGGUGGAUUGGAUGGACUCGACUGGGGAAGAAGUGAACCUGUGGCAGAAGAUGCGACAGUACCCAGGGUCUUGGGCAGAAGGGACUCUGCAACUCCGUUCCUCGAUGGCCAAGCAGAAGUUGGGUUUAUGAGUCCCUGUCCUCCUCUGAAGGUCCGGCCUUGGCCAGGGCAAGUCAGAGGAAGCGAAGAAACCAAGAGCAAAGAUAUAUAAUUUAAUGUGUAUGUGU
This is a messenger RNA of Carlito syrichta (Philippine tarsier), 2180 nucleotides long. RefSeq names its product synaptotagmin like 4 (gene SYTL4). The record is from RefSeq and is a predicted model, not a curated record. The transcript has 16 exons. Gene Ontology annotation, molecular function: neurexin family protein binding; small GTPase binding; phospholipid binding. Gene Ontology annotation, biological process: intracellular protein transport; exocytosis. Lineage: Eukaryota; Metazoa; Chordata; Mammalia; Primates; Tarsiidae. Gene Ontology annotation, cellular component: exocytic vesicle; plasma membrane. Bases 69 to 2084 code for a protein of 671 amino acids.